Mercenaria mercenaria is the source of this 683-nucleotide messenger RNA. Its product is annotated as acyl-CoA dehydrogenase family member 10-like. The annotation marks the transcript as partial. The transcript has 6 exons. Gene Ontology annotation, molecular function: oxidoreductase activity, acting on the CH-CH group of donors. NCBI's taxonomy places the organism in Eukaryota, Metazoa, Mollusca, Bivalvia, Venerida, Veneridae. The record is from RefSeq and is a predicted model, not a curated record.
UUGCUACAAUUCAGUCUAUCUAUAGUAAGAGAAGGAGUUAUUGUUUGUGUUUCUUUGUAGAAAUGGUGACUUCAGGAGCUCUUCAUCCUAAGUGUAAGAUAUGUGUCUUUAUGGGAAAGACUGAUCCUAAAGCUUCUACCCACCAGCAACAGAGUAUGAUUCUCGUUCCCAUGGAUGCCCCAGGUGUCAAGAUUAUACGACCUUUGAGUGUCUACGGUUACCAAGACGCACCAGGAAUACUUCAGUGUAUGCGACUAAUAGGUCAUGCUGAAAGGUCACUUAGUCUCAUGGUACAAAGGACGAUGAAUAGAGUGGCUUUUGGAAAGCCUUUAGCAGCUCAGGGAACAAUUCAAGCAGACGUCGCACAGUCAAGAAUAGAAAUUGAACAAACUAGACUAAUGGUGCUAAAAGCUGCCCAUAUGAUGGAUAACUAUGGCAACAAGGUAGCAGCUAAUGAAAUAGCAAUGAUAAAAGUUGCGGCACCAAAUAUGGCGUUACGUGUGAUAGACAGAGCUAUUCAGAGUCACGGCGGAGCUGGACUAAAUUACGACUGUCCUUUGCCUUAUUUCUUUGCCGCAGCACGGACUCUUAGACUUGCUGACGGUCCCGUCGAAGUUCACGGCGGACGGUGGCGCCAGGAAGUUACAGGAAACAUGCCCAAGUGUGAUAGUGUUAUGAAAUAA